Fusarium oxysporum Fo47 is the source of this 465-nucleotide messenger RNA. RefSeq lists its product as uncharacterized. The record is from RefSeq and is a predicted model, not a curated record. The transcript has 2 exons. The coding region runs from base 217 to 384 and encodes 55 amino acids. NCBI's taxonomy places the organism in Eukaryota, Fungi, Ascomycota, Sordariomycetes, Hypocreales, Nectriaceae.
CCGAGAUGGGAGGGUUAGAGAUCUGAUGACAUGGGGUGAAUUGCUGUGCCGUUAUCACGCGUUGAGUGGUUUUGCUGGUGACGUGACAGGUCAGGAGAUUUAUCUUAUCAGUUUAUCUUAUCGGAUCAACAGUUUUGCUCACUGGUAUCCCCACGUACCCUAAACUUCCAUUGUUGAGCUAAGUUUCAGCGAAGACUGCAGAGACUUGAUCUUUUAAUGGAUACAAUUUAUGUAUAUAUAAAUUUUCUUUUUAGUAGAUUCACCGCUUCAAUAGUCACAAUUGUCUACUGUGGCUGGCGAGUUCGUGCAUUAGCGAUUUGGAUUAUUCCUUGGCUGUUCACCAGGGUUGUUGGAUUAAGAUUGUGUUCGUUUAACAAAAAAUAGUGUCAUUAAGGAAAUUUCUUCGUGCUCAAAAGGAUGGCUGUCAUAGUCAUUCAAGCCCAGGUAAAAUGAUCAUCAAGUUCC